This is a messenger RNA of Cyphellophora europaea CBS 101466, 2568 nucleotides long. RefSeq lists its product as uncharacterized. The coding region runs from base 1 to 2568 and encodes 855 amino acids. The transcript is spliced from 2 exons. Lineage: Eukaryota; Fungi; Ascomycota; Eurotiomycetes; Chaetothyriales; Cyphellophoraceae. The record is from RefSeq and is a predicted model, not a curated record.
AUGUCGAAACGAUUGUCGUCCAUAUUCUCAAUGUCCAAAGACGACCAUGGCAGGGACCCGAUGCAGCAUUCUCCGCUUCCCAGAAACACCUCGAGUCCUGCCCUCGUCCCUCCACCAGUACCAGGCAAACUGCACAAAGCUGCAACAAGUCAGACUCCAAAUCAAACCACCUUUCCAGAACCUACUCUCCCCGUCACGCCCCUUGCACCGCCGCCGCUCCUGACUGGGGAUGGUAUGGUGCGUCCACCUAGUGCCGCCGGCUCCGGCAGCAGACCGGGCAGUCAAGCGAGUGUUCGAAGUCGUCCUCAAACCCCUACCUUUACCAUCACGCCUGUCGAAGGCUCUCCCAUCGGGCCGACCACUCCUACUUCCACGUCAAAACUAAGCAAGAGAAGCAGUUGGCUUCCAGGUGGUAAAUCGCCUACGGCUAAGACCAAGGGCGGUGCCAAACAUUCUCAGGCCUGGAUUGCGGGUCUGCCGGACCAUGUCCCAUACGACUUGACUCCGUUGGUGAAAGGCGAACGAGUGCUCGAUCUGUGGAAUGACCAAGCCGAUACCGUCCUUUACCUUUUUCCCAAGUCUUCGCGGCGCGGCCCUUCCUUCCGGAUAGACUCCGCCCUUCUUGAAGAUUCCAACGCGCUCAAGCUACUCCGCCUAGAAAGUGCAGUCUCCCCAAGACUAUCGCCACAUCCUCACCCAGAUUUUGCUUCUUUGUCGCUGCACGACAAUGGACAUGGGUAUUAUCGAGGCACCCAAGAGAGCUAUGCGCCACCUUCGGUCAACAACUAUGCUCAAGAUGAGGCUCAUAUCCACCUUCCAUUGGAGUUUGACGGCGACCUGUCGACACCCGACUCGAUCCCCAAAGGCGAUGAUUUGGAGCUUCUUGUCCUGUAUCGUAAUUUCUUCGCGUUUCUGCAAGGCGGAGCGCUUGUAGCCACUCCGCGUCAAUCGAAUCUCUACGCCGUAUUCAUGGGUAUCAGCAGUAUUCUCAAGAGGUUUCGCUUUUCCAACGCCGACGGCUCUACUUGGGGCGAUGUCACGACUCACAGCUUCGCCAGAUAUUGUCAGGAGCUGCGACUUGCCGAUGUUCGUUCCAGUAGAGAGAAGACAGUCGAGGCUCUGGUUCUGGGCGAGCACAUGCGUUUUUGGGCUCUGUACAACGAAGGUUUCGUUCACGCCGCUGGUCGCCUGGAGGAUAUUAAACGCAUCAAAAGCCCCAAGUACGCCCAGAUCUCCCCAAUCACCUGCAAUCGACUCGAGAGAUCCUCGCUGGAUAUUGAACAGCGGCUGUUGGUCAUCCGGGGCAAGCUCGAGGACUUUGAUUUUCCAUCCAUGUUCUCUGGGGUCGCCAACUCACAGGUCGCAACCGAGGCCAAGCUGGUAAGAUUCAAAGCCUGGAAAUUGGCUUUUGCGGAUUUCCGUAAGUUCACAUUGAGCUACUACCGACGCAAGUACGGUGCUUGGCCGCCUAAGGCGAAAUCGAAGAAAAACACCUUCGAAGAGAGUGGUCUGAAUCGAAGACUGUUGCAGGAGGUAUAUCAAGACUUUACCGAUCUGUACGAUAUGCUGGCUGACCGACACAACCUCACGACUCGAGCAAGCGAUGUUGCCCUACUUGACGAAAAUUCCAAGGCAGAUGAUGUGAAUGAAACGCUACAGCAUGCCCUGCGUCGCGUCGAGAGCGAGUAUGAUCGAGCCACUCCACCGGUCAUUCCACCAAUUCCUUUCGAUGUCCCGACCAUACCAGGCUUCAAGAGUAGUUUCAACCGAGUCCAUGCUCUGACGUCGAAAUCUGCCGGGAGUUUGAAGCGUCUCAAGGACAAUGAAGUCAACGAGAUCCUUCUUGGGUCAUACAACCGGGAGCAUAUCUCGACCAAUGUCUUCAUUCAGGAUUUCUUCUCCUAUGAACGAAAACUCAAUCAGGGCAAGACGAUGGAUGAGAUUGUUGACAAUCGGUGCGGCCAGUGGCUCUUCAUGUACGCGGUGCUACAGUCACUCCCGAUCAUGGUUGUAGACGCCCGCGAUGUGCAGUACAGGGAUGGUGUUGAAUACUUCCUCUGCAUGGCCCCACGAGGCGGUCGUCCGUGGAUGAAGGAGGACACGUCGCAGUCUCGCUCCUGGUACAACGUCUCGAGCGGCGGAGGUGUUGUCAGUUUGCCGGCCGAUCUAAUUGAUCACAGCGUCGAGGGCAUAUACCGAAGAAGCCAUUGCUGGGACAUUGCAACAAAGUGGGCCAAGGAUCUAGGUAUCACGCCCGCAGACGAUACAAACUCGAUUCUCUCAGGGCUAGGGCCACCACCAAGCAUGUCCGCAACACACGGCGGUCCCUCGUCGAUGUCGAAUCAAUCGUCCCCAACCGGAUCGCCGUUACUCAGGCCUUCCUCUGGGACAGACGGUGGUCGGCUCAGCACGUUAUCCUCGCGCAGCUCUGUAAACAUCGGCCUCGAGGCAGUGCCGCAACCUCCGGAGCGGCAGAGGCCGACAUCAGUCUUCAACCCGAAUAUUACGUUCGACCAGAUUCUCUCUGGGCCGCCGGCCGACGAAAAAAAGAAGAAGGGAAAGAAGUGA